GGCUUCGGCUCCUUUCCACCCCUCUGCCCGCUGCCAGCCUUUGGAGCGUUUGGUCCGUGCCGACCCCCGCACUCACGCACGAGCGAAGCAGCCUGGGCUAGCAUCAUGGCGACGCUAAUUCGCAGCAAGAUCUCCAACGUGGCCACCUCGGUUUCCAACAAGUCCCAGGCGAAGGUCAGCGGCAUCUUUGCCCGCAUGGGCUUCCAGGCGGCGACUGACGAAGAAGCGGUGGGGUUUGUUCACUGCGAUGACCUGGACUACGAGCACCGGCAGGGACUGCAGAUGGACAUCCUGAAAUCCGAGGGCAGCGAGGAAGGAGGAGAGCCGCCCUUGGAAGGAGAUAUCCACUACCAGAGGGACGGCACGGGGCCCCUGCCCCCCUCCGCUUCCAAGGACGAAGGCGUGUGCUCCGAGCUGUCCACUCAAGGGAAGCCCAGGAUCACCGCCUGGGAAGCCGGCUGGAAUGUCACCAACGCCAUCCAGGGGAUGUUUGUUCUUGGCCUGCCCUAUGCUAUCCUUCAUGGUGGAUACCUAGGACUCUUUUUAAUCAUUUUUGCAGCAGUAGUUUGCUGCUACACUGGGAAAAUCCUCAUUGCCUGUCUCUAUGAAGAGAAUGAAGAUGGAGAGAUAGUUAGGGUGAGAGACUCCUACGUGGAUAUUGCAAAUGCUUGCUGCACUCCCCGGUUUCCCACGCUUGGGGGCAGGAUUGUAAACGUGGCACAGAUCAUAGAGCUGGUCAUGACCUGCAUCCUCUAUGUGGUGGUCAGUGGUAACUUGAUGUACAACAGCUUCCCAAACUUGCCAGUCUCCCAGAAAUCAUGGUCCAUCAUUGCGACAGCUGUGCUCCUGCCUUGUGCUUUCUUGAAGAACCUCAAAGCUGUUUCCAAAUUCAGUUUACUCUGCACCUUGGCCCAUUUUGUGAUAAACAUUUUAGUGAUUGCCUACUGCCUCUCCAGAGCCCGGGAUUGGGCAUGGGAUAAAGUCAAGUUUUACAUUGAUGUGAAGAAGUUCCCCAUCUCAAUUGGCAUCAUUGUCUUCAGCUACACCUCUCAGAUCUUUCUGCCUUCCUUGGAAGGGAACAUGCAGAAUCCUAAGGAGUUCCACUGCAUGAUGAACUGGACUCACAUAGCUGCUUGCAUCCUGAAGGGUCUCUUUGCCUUGGUAGCCUACCUGACUUGGGCUGAUGAUACAAAAGAAGUAAUUACAGACAACUUGCCAUCCACCAUUAGGGCUGUUGUUAACAUUUUCUUGGUAGCCAAGGCUUUGCUCUCCUAUCCUUUGCCUUUCUUUGCAGCUGUGGAGGUCCUAGAGAGAUCCCUCUUCCAAGACGGAAACAGGGCCUUCUUCCCUAAUUGCUAUGGGGGUGAUGGGAGGCUCAAAUCUUGGGGACUCACCCUCAGGUGUGCUCUUGUGGUGUUCACCUUGCUGAUGGCCAUUUAUGUCCCACAUUUUGCCCUCCUGAUGGGCCUUACAGGAAGCCUCACAGGGGCUGGCCUCUGUUUCCUCCUUCCCAGCCUUUUCCACCUGAAGCUAUUGUGGAGGAAACUCUUGUGGCACCAUGUCUUCUUUGAUGUGGCCAUUUUUGUUAUAGGUGGUAUAUGCAGUGUGUCAGGUUUCAUUCACUCUUUAGAAGGCCUCAUUGAGGCUUUUAGAAUCAAUUCAGAAGACUAAAAGAUGGGAUAAGUUGGUUGCAUUAGAGGGAGGAGAACAAAGAAUCACACAUUUACAUAGCCAAAAGAUUAUGCAUCCCCAUAAAGGAGAAAUGUUGUAUUUUAGUGAAGUACAUCCAACAAACAUAAGCAAGUUUCCAGAUCAGAUGCUUACCCAACAGACUUUUUAAAUAAAUGAAGAAACCCUAUAUAUUUUGUAUUAUUUAGAUAUUAUCAGAGAGAAAAUAUUUGGAAUAUUUCCCUGUCUUCUUCACUUCAUAAUCUACACAUGUUUAACCUUUAUAAAGAGAGUAAAAUCCUCUAUUUGGAAAUAGGGAGUGAUUUCAUGGUAAUAUUUUUGCAGGUUUUAUGCAACUCAGUAUUGUUUAAAAAUAAUGUAAUAGUCCAUCCAGUUGCUUGGGAUCAUUAUGCUGGAUCACUGGAGUACACGUACAGCUUGAUGCUAAAUUAUUUGAGGAACAAAUUGAAAUGGCUCUGAUGACCAGCCACGAGCCUAGCGAACUGUAUGUUUACAACUGUAUAUUAAAACAAUCUGUAAGAACUGCUUAACAC
Molecule: messenger RNA, 2222 nt
Organism: Candoia aspera
Lineage: Eukaryota; Metazoa; Chordata; Lepidosauria; Squamata; Candoiidae
Gene: SLC32A1
Product: solute carrier family 32 member 1
Exons: 2
Coding region: 106-1671 (521 amino acids)
Biological process (GO): amino acid transmembrane transport
Cellular component (GO): vacuolar membrane
Molecular function (GO): L-amino acid transmembrane transporter activity
Source: RefSeq, a predicted model, not a curated record